GCCCAUUUGCAAAGCUGGACGGUGACGUUUGCAAAUCUGAUGUUUGUGCUUUAUGGCUGUUAACUGGCCUGGGAGCGCCACACACUCAAACAACAAAAUACAAGGGGAACUUCGUGGAAAUGUCGACAUUAGGACAUUAAAAGGAGAACCAUCGGGUUUUAUUCGGGUUCACGCUCACUGGCUUUAAACCCGACACCUGGAGGCCUGUUUUGAAAGGAAAUCCCCGGACUGAACUGCGACUCCAGGCCGGUCUGAGAGGACAUGACACGACACCACACCAGGGCGCAAGCUGCUUAUAUCUCUCCUUCCUUCGCUUGUUUUACCCGUAAAACAAACGGCAAGUGCCUGAACUAAGCCCAAAAGACUUUUAGAAAGUAUGACACUAGCAAACUAACAUGGAAAAUGUGUAAAAACAGAUCGAGGAGUUAAGGUUUUUGGAGUGUUAGCAGACGGUAGUUGGUGCUGAUAAGCAGGUGGAGUAGUUCAGGUGACCCUGGUAGAGACUCACAAGUGAUGAAUUAUGUCUUAAAACUCAAAAAGGAAAAGUUGUAAGGGCAAAUAAUCAUAGUGAUGUUUUGUCAGCGAGGCAAAGUUACUUUUUCAGCAACAAAGCCAUCAUUUUGUUUUUAUUGAAAAAUCGAACAAAAUUGAUAGUAUUCUAAAGCAUUUUGUAUAUAAGACCAAAUCAUAUGUAUUAUUUUAUAUUUUGGGGGCAGGUUUCUGAAACUGAAAAAUACAUCAUUGACUUGUUUCUUGAGUGAGGGAAAGUUCUAGUUAUUUCAUCAUAAGUGUUGCAAUCACCUGUAAGAUCGGCUUGAGGUAAUAUUGUUUCAUUCCUCUCAACAAUCUUCAUCAAAGGCACCCUCCCAUCAUUUGAAGUUGCCCAGAAUGUUGCAGAAACUCUGUUGAUGAGGUCACUCCACUGUUGGUUGCUGAUGUCUGGGUCUGAUCUCAUGGUUGUGUCCCCUCGGCCCUGUUGACGCCAACUGCUGCUUUCUUGGGGUUGUUACUUCCAGAACGUUUACGACUGAGGACUUGAAUCCAUCAGGAUGAACCGUUACCUGCCUGUGGCACGGCAGCACUUCUUGAGUGCACUCACAAGCACAAGUGUGGUGGUUAAGUCCAUCUGUGCCAUAGUGAUUCUAUUGUACCUGCUCUCCUGGGCUGCUAACACCCCUUACCUGCUUGGUGUCACACCUGGCUUCCUUUUCCCGCCAAACUUCUGGAUUUGGACGCUUCUGACCCAUGCAGUGGUAGAGCAGCAUCUUUUUGGCAUGGCAGUGAACAUUGGUACAGUCAUGGUUGCCGGGCGGCUAUUGGAGCCACUAUGGGGUGCGUUGGAGCUGCUAAUCUUCUUCACUGUGGUAAAUGUAGCAGCUGGCCUCCUCUCUGGACUCUCCUACCUUCUCACCUAUGCGGCAACCUUUGACUUGGACUACCUGUUUGCUGUGAGGGUGUAUGGUGCACCUGCAUUUCUCGGAGGAGUUCUUGUAGCACUGAAGCAGACUGCAGGUGAUACCACAGUGCUUCGAGUGCCACAAGUACGCUUGAAAGCUGCACCAGCGCUAACUCUGCUAGCAAUAGCCGUCCUGCGGCUAGCAGGGCUGCUGGACACUUCAGCGCCACUAGCGGCAUGUGGCUACGGAGCUCUUUCUGGGUGGGUUUACUUGCGCUUCUACCAGAGGCACUCUAGGGGGCGUGGAGACAUGUCAGACCACUUUGCCUUCGCCUCCUUCUUCCCUGAGGCAUUGCAACCAGCUGUUGGGUUUGCAGCGGGGCUUGUGCAUACUGCAUUGGUGAAGAUAAAAGUUUGUCGUAAGAUGGUGAAGCGCUAUGAUGUUGGGGCUCCUUCUUCAAUUACAAUUAGCCUACCAGGCACAGACCCACAAGAUGCAGAGAGGCGGAGGCAACUGGCAUUGAAAGCUCUUAACGAGCGUCUGAAACGUGUGGAAGACCAGUCGGCUUGGCCAAGCAUGGAAGAUGAGGAGGAUGAUGAAGAUGAAGAGGUUCGGACAGACACUCCUUUCCUUUCAUCCCGUGAGACUUUGCCACCAGCACCCACUUCUCAAAAUUCCACGGGACAACAGGAGUCCAGCAUCAUAAGCUUUGAAGAUGCACCGACACAUUCCUAACCCACACACAUACUGUAAACCUUUUGUCUUGCAGUUAAAUUUAUCUUUACAAUCACAAAUGCUACUGGAGCUGUGACACACACACACACAUUAUCCUGGUAAUGUUUUACACACCUAAAUGAGGAGUUGCCACUAAAAGAACACAUUAUCCAAAAAAAUAAAUAAAAGGGAAAUGAAAUAAACAACAUUUUACAAGGAGAUCCACCCUCAGUUUUUUAGCUGUACAAAAAAGAACCCCUUGAAUAGCCUGAAACAUAAUAUCUGCAGCGCUCCAGUACUUUUGCUUUGUAAAAACAAGAAUAUCUUCUCUCACUAUGGCCUCUUGUGUAAGGUUUCUGGGAUGUAUCUUUUCUGAAUAAAUGCUCAAAUGGUUGGUGGGAUUAUUUAUUUUUUUAUUUGAAACUGACUCUACAAAAUGCUUAUGGUUAACUCUGUUGCCGCCUCUUAUGUUUUGUUUGGUUAAGACCUUGCGUCUGGAUAAGGUAAAAAUCCUGGUGUUGACUGAGCAGAAGAUGGGAUAAACAACAACUUUAUUUUGCUGUUUACUGAUAUAACUGCAUCAGAAGAACUCGUGGAAAUUCAAGGGCUGGAUUUCCAAAGGCGAAGUAUGUUUAUGCAAAUUGUGGGACUUUUCAAAGAACACAUGAUCAAAGGUUGUGUUUAAUUGAUCAGGGUAUGGCCCUGCGAUUCCUGUUUUGUGUCAAGAUGUGGAGGCAGAGAGAAAGGAGAGAGUCGAAUAGUCAUUUAAAAAAUAUUUUUGUUAAGAAGUUUGAAAUGAUAAUAGCAAUACAGAAUCCGAUUCCCCUGUUGUACCCUUUUCCUCAUCUGUACUUGAUCUGUCUAUAAGUGUUGGAUUUGAUAAGAGUGUUGCACUCUAAAUUCUAAACUUGCAUAAUGGACCUGUUUUUAUAAAACACAGAUUGUCUACACAGUGUGAUUUGAGUUUCAUUUAAUGCAGAUUAUGACUUAAGCCCAGCGAUUUCUCUUGAGAAAUUUGGUUGUGUUUUGUUUUUUUGAGUAGGGUUGCUCGAUUUUGUCAAAAAAAAAAAUUUUUUUUAAUUUUUUUUCUUUGGGGUUUUUACAAGCAUUUGUUAAACUGUUUUGUUUUGGUUCCUAGGUGUCAGCUUUGAUGUUUCUCUCUCCCUCUCAUUUUCUGAUUCAGGUUUCAGCCUACUUUUCUGAUCUUUCUCUCUCCAUCUGUGGGGGUGUCAAACUCAGUUCCUGGAGGGCCACAGCCCUGCAGAGUUUAGCUCCAGCCUUGUACUAACAUGCCUCCUUGUUAUCUUCAAGCGCUCCUGAAGACCUUAAUUAGCUGCUUCAGGUGUGUUUAAUUAGGGUUAGAGCUAAACUCUGCUGGACUGUGGCUCUCCAGGAACUGAGUUUGACACCUGAGGCCGGUUGCACCAGCUGUGCGUUAGUUUAAACUUAACCUAGUUGUGGCGUAAAUGGGCACUAAGUCACAAUUUACGCUCUACUAUAUAUUUGAGCGUUGCACCAUUAAACUUAGGUAGAACGUAACCCUACAUAUAAACUAAAUAUAUACGGAAGCCUCUGACCAGGAGUAACUGAUGGAAUUAAAAAGCAGACUCAAUUAAUGACAUCAAUGAGCUCAUGUUUUGCGUGACAGCCAUCAAUCCAUUCAACAUACAGUAUGAUGUUGACAUUUACGAGAGAGGGAGAGAGAAAUUUUGGAUAAAAGCGUCUGCCAAAUGAAUAAAUGUAAAUGAAUAAAUGUCUUCAGCGUGAAACCGAUCUAACGGUGCAGUUUUCAGGGUGUGUCGCCCGGUGUCAAGUUUCAACACAUUCCAAAUAUAUAUAUAUAUAGGAUAUUAAAAUUAAUAAAUGUCUGUUUUUCCA
Myxocyprinus asiaticus (Chinese sucker) is the source of this 3989-nucleotide messenger RNA. RefSeq names its product transmembrane protein 115-like. Bases 1050 to 2132 code for a protein of 360 amino acids. The transcript is spliced from 2 exons. Gene Ontology annotation, biological process: retrograde vesicle-mediated transport, Golgi to endoplasmic reticulum. The record is from RefSeq and is a predicted model, not a curated record. Gene Ontology annotation, cellular component: membrane; Golgi apparatus. NCBI's taxonomy places the organism in Eukaryota, Metazoa, Chordata, Actinopteri, Cypriniformes, Catostomidae.